This is a messenger RNA of Eruca vesicaria subsp. sativa (arugula), 2315 nucleotides long. The record is from the annotation of a GenBank genome assembly. Lineage: Eukaryota; Viridiplantae; Streptophyta; Magnoliopsida; Brassicales; Brassicaceae.
GAGAGAGAGAGAGGGAUGGAUGAAGACGACGAGUUUAGUUGUUGGAAUGAUAAGGAUUUUCUCGCCGAUGCCUUCAAAGUCGAAGCGAAUCUUGGCUCUACUCCUCCUCCCCCACCGAUUGUUCCGCCUCCGGCGUCGGAGAAUGUGGAGUUACAUUCCACGGGACAACAACAACGGCAUAAAAUUCCAAUUCGUGAUCCUUUCGCAAGCUUCUCUCCACCGAGAGAACUCUCUCAGAGAGUAAGCGGUUUCAAUGACGAUUACUCGGUGGCUGCUGUUAGACCAAUCUCUCCUAGUUCUUCUUCGACUUUUCGUUACGAUAGUAGCGAGAAAGAUCUCGAGAUCGAGCGGUUAAAGAAGGAGCUGGGACGUGUCUCGAAGCAGUUGCUUGAUAUGGAACAAGAAUGUUCUCAGCUUAAGAAGGGGAAAGCUAAAGAGACAGAGCUCAAAAACUUGAAUAGUGAGAGUAAAGCGAGAGGUGUUACAGUUCAUGCUUCUAAGAGAACAAACUUGGAACCAGAUGCUGCAACUUCAGUGAAUGAUGGGGGAACCGAUUCUACAACUGGGUUAGAUGAUAAAAGAAGUUUCAAGGCCACUGGUGUUCAAGCGGAUCUAGCAAACCAUUCUGAACUUUCAAAGAAGCUGCUAGAUAUCUGGCGCACCGCAAAUUAUCAAGACCCAAGGAGAAAUCUCAUCUCAGAGCUGCUAUUGGCUUGUUCAACAGAUCUCCAGAUUCUCUUUGGUUUUAUGAACACUAGUACGCCUCCCCCUGAAAAAGACAGACAGGCAGCCAGAACCUCGCCCAAUGUGCAAUCAUCUAAAGCGUUAGAGUCUGAAAAAGUGUGUCAAUUAUAUUCUGCAGUAACAAAGAUCAGCUAUGGGUUUGUAAAUUUGAAGACGUUGGUUGAACCACUCCUAGAUCUUUGUAAUGCGGAAAAUGCCAUUCUUGUUCAUAGAUCUCUGCAUGUACUACAUGUGCUGUUGGAACAUGUAUGUGGUACUGAAAAGAGAUUUGAAGACAGGGACAAUGUCACAGAUGAGGAGCCAAGCUCUUGUGAGCUCGCCGAAUGUCAUGAAUACAAAGGAAGGAAGACUAACUUGAGCAUUGGAGAAUCGGAAGGAAGGAAGCGUAACUUGAGCAUUGGAGAGUCAGUUUCCUCAGAUAGAAGCAAAAAAAGUCAAGGAGAUACUGAUAAAGCUCAGCCAAGUUGGGAUGCAAACUGGCAUUCUCUGUUUGAAUUGAUGAACCAAAUCGCUCGUAGAAGAACCGAAGAGAAUGUGAAACUGGAAGCAGUGUCAAUAAUGAACAUAAUCGUGAUGAGAACUAAUGCUUAUACCGAGAGAGAAACUUUUGUAUCGAAGGAAGUGUUUGAGAGCAUUUCGUUACUUUUAAGAAAAGAAGCUGGAGUACGUGUGCGUAAAGGAGCUAUUCAUCUUUUCUUCCUGCUGCUCAACUGUCCUAAAGUGUUAGCUAGAUUUGAAUCUCUCCAUGAGGAAAAUAAAUCUUUAGCUUCUCGGAACAACAGCCAAGGAAAUCUGUUUGCGUUGGAAGCGUUACGUAAGAUCUUUGAAGGUCUAGCAGAUUGUCUAACUUCUCCCAGAAAGACAUCAGAGGAUCUGGAACUCUGUCGGAAUGUAAUAAUGAUCUUGGCCUUAGCAGCUUCGUCUGGAAACUCCGGCUAUGAACUACUCACAAGUCACAACUUACCUCAAGACACCAGCUUUUUAAUGCUGAUACUGCAUCUCUUAGCAGCGGAGAUAGAUUCCGAAUCAACGGAGCUUCAUCCAAAUGCAGAAAUAUUCAAAGCGAGGACACUUUUGAUGAGAGAGAUACUGAUAUUACUAAACAGACUUGUCUCUGGUUCUUCAAGCUCCUGUACAGUUCUUAGGGAACUAACAAAGAGCCGAGACAUGGCGAGUCUAACGGUUGACGCAGCUACAAGAUUGUCCCGUAAAAGAAACUUACUUGGACAGGCUGAAAGCAGUGUUGAGAGGAUGAGGGGUUCGGAGAUAACGGAUUUAGCACGCAUUUUCAAGAGACGAGUUUUCGCAUUCUUAGGUGACAACAGUACGUAGCUGAUAAGCUCUCUUCUCAUCAUCGGGAGUUUUUUUUGAUGAGGAUGAUGUAUAUGUGCAAAGUUUUGAUUGAGGAAGCAUUCUAUAAAUAAGGGAACCUUUCGGCUAUUACAACUGUUGUAUUUUUUUUUUGGUCUUGAACACUUGUAACAAGUUAACAAAGGAACAACCACACUCUGAAAUCGACUACUUUAAAAGUAUAAACAUCUUACAAAAGAUGAUGCUUGGAAAUGAAUAUA